AGGGAAAUACCAAGGAGCGCCAAAUCCCCUUUCCUUUCUUUCCCUUACCUCAGUUUCUAGAUUUCAAUUCUACACUUCACUGUAAACCCUAAAAUCUCGAAUCCAAUUAGAUUGAAAUUCGAAAAUGAAAGGUGGAACGGUUCAGAUUAAUUGGCACGAGAGCAAACCCGUUUUAACCCUAGAUUUUCAUCCUCUCUCCUCCACUCUCGCCACCGCCGGCGCUGAUUUCGACAUCAAGUUAUGGUCAGUUAAACCUUCUGGAUCACAAAAGAAGCUUCCAGUAGUUACUUACCUCAGUAGUCUCUCGUAUCAUAGUUCCGCUGUUAAUGUUAUUCGCUUCUCUUCUUCCGGGGAAUUGUUAGCUUCUGGUUCUGAUGGAGGUGAAUUGUUAAUAUGGAAGCUACAUUCAACGGAUACCGGCCAAACAUGGAAGGUUCUUAAGAUUUUACGAUCUCAUGUCAAGGACAUUAUGGACCUGGAGUGGUCUACUGAUGGUGGAUAUAUCAUAUCCGGAUCAGUUGAUAAUUCUUGCAUUAUAUGGGAUGUUAACAAAGGAACUAACCUUCAGACGUUGGAUACCCAUGCACACUAUGUUCAGGGGGUAGCAUGGGACCCUUUAGGGAAGUAUAUUGCUUCUCUUAGUUCUGACCGGACUUGCCGAAUUUACAUCAGUAAGCCCCAUAAAUCAAAGGGUGUUGAGAGAAUCAAUUACGCUUGCAAGCAUGUUAUUUCUAAGGCAGAACAGCCAUUAUUAAAGAAUUCCAAGUCGAAUAAAUAUCAUCUCUUCCAUGAUGAAACAUUGCCCUCUUUCUUUAGAAGAUUAGCUUGGUCUCCAGAUGGUUCAUUUCUACUUGUGCCUGCAGGUUCUUACAAAAUCGGUACAGCGUCUGAAUCUGUAAAUGCAGCUUACAUAUUUUCUAGAAAAGAUCUUUCUCGGCCUGCCAUACAGCUUCCGUGUGCAAGCAAAGCUGUUGUAGCUGUUCGAUUCUGUCCUGUAUUAUUUAAGCUUAAGGGAACAAAUUCAGAUGGGUUAUUUAAGCUCCCAUAUCGCGUUGUAUUUGCCGUGGCCACAUUGAAUUCAUUGUACAUUUAUGACACUGAGAGCACUUCUCCAAUAGCAAUAUUUGCUGGCCUUCACUAUGCUCCAGUAACAGAUAUUACCUGGUCACCUGAUGCCCAUUAUUUAGCAUUCUCCUCGCAAGAUGGUUUCUGCUCUAUGGUGGAGUUCGAAAAUGACGAACUUGGAUCACCUUACUGCUUAUCAAAAGAAAAUGUCUUGGAGGACAGUAAAAGCACCCUUCAGACAGCCAAUGAUGCUGUACUGCCAACUGGGAGUAUUGGUGCAGUUGUAGCAGAAAGCAUGAAAAUGGAAGUGGAAGAAAAGGUUGAUGACAUGGACAUAGAAGCAUCUGCGGAUAUUGGGGCAGUCACAUCAGAAAGCAGCAAAACUGUAAUACAAGAUAAGGCUGAUGACGUGAUCAUCAAAUCAACUGGGAAUGUUGACAAUAGGAAAAAUGAAGCAGAACAUAAAGCUGAUGAUAUGGUCAUUGAAGAAGUUACGGCAGAUAUUAGGAAAAAUGAAGCAGAGGAGAAGGCUGCUGACAUGAUCAUUGCGACAACUGGGACUGCAAAUAUUGGAGCAGCUCUAUUAGAUAAUAGAAAAACCGAAGACACAGAAAAUAAACUGCUUAGUGGUUUAGGCAGUAUUAAUUCUGGAGCCGAAGAGAAGGCGUCGAAACAACCAGCUAAUCCAGAUGGUAAACAAAGUGAAGCAGAAGAGAAGGCAGAUAAACCACAAUCAACUUCGGGCAGCAUAAAAUCUGAGGCAGCACAAAAGGUAGGGAAUCAAUCGUCCAGUUCAAAGAGCACACCCAUCUCAAAUAAGCCAGCCAGGAAGCGCAUUACACCUAUUGCAAUUGAUCCAUGAUUUUCAAUGCCAGAGAAGUUCCAUUAACGUCCGCCCGUGUACAUCUUUUUUGUGCGGCUAACAUUUCCAAAACAUCCCCCCUCUUGUUGUUCCCUGUUUUGGUUUACAUAUUCUGUAAUAUAGAUUACAUUAUAAUAUUUAUCAUCUUUAGAGUAAACAAUCUUCAUUUUGAAGAUUUCCUUUUGGACCUCUUGUUUUAGUCAUAGGUUUCCUACUUUCCUAGUUAGCCAACUGUCAUUGCCUUAUAUUGGCAAGACAGCACAAAAUAUCAUUUAUUCGUAUAUUUUAUUUAUGUUAUGACUUUUGUGAGGUUAA
Messenger RNA from Medicago truncatula (barrel medic), 2242 nucleotides. RefSeq names its product chromatin assembly factor 1 subunit FAS2. Lineage: Eukaryota; Viridiplantae; Streptophyta; Magnoliopsida; Fabales; Fabaceae. The record is from RefSeq and is a predicted model, not a curated record. Gene Ontology annotation, cellular component: CAF-1 complex; nucleus. Gene Ontology annotation, biological process: nucleosome assembly; DNA replication-dependent chromatin assembly. Gene Ontology annotation, molecular function: protein binding. The transcript is spliced from 12 exons. The coding region runs from base 125 to 1927 and encodes 600 amino acids.